This is a messenger RNA of Danio rerio (zebrafish), 2554 nucleotides long. NCBI's taxonomy places the organism in Eukaryota, Metazoa, Chordata, Actinopteri, Cypriniformes, Danionidae. The record is from RefSeq and is a predicted model, not a curated record.
CAGAGAAACCACAUGUACAUAUUCAUCACAAACACACAGCAGAGAUCAUGUAGCCUACAGUAUAUACUUCUGUAUCCAAGUAUAAUGCUUAUCAGUAUUGCAACUGUCUUUCGCUUUGAAGGAAGGAGCCUCGUUAUAUGCUCGUGCACUGACUCAUCUUGAGUCAUUUAGCGUGUAAAUCUGUAUAUAUUUAACUGUUUUAUUAGAUUUAUGUUUUUAAAAUAUUGCCGGACAGAGGAGAUGGAUAUAAAGGCUCGUGUAGCAGCAGAGAGAAAUGUGCUGUGCUUGUUUGAUGUGGACGGAACGCUGACAGCCCCCAGAGAGAAGAUCGACCCAGAGCUGGAUGAUUUCAUUCAGGCGCUGAAGCAGAAGGUGAAGAUCGGCGUCGUUGGAGGAUCCGAUUAUUGUAAGAUCGCAGAGCAGCUCGGAGACGGAGAUGAAGUGAUACAGAAGUUUGAUUAUGUCUUCGCUGAGAACGGGACGGUGCAAUAUAAAGACGGCAAACUCAUCUUUAAACAGGCCAUUCAAAAUCACCUGGGCGAGGAGCUGCUGCAGGAGCUCAUCAACUUCUGUCUCAGCUAUAUGGGGCUCAUCAAACUGCCCAAGAAACGAGGGACGUUCAUCGAGUUUCGUAGUGGCGUGAUCAACAUCUCACCCAUCGGACGCAGCUGCACGCUAGAGGAGCGAAUAGAGUUCUCGGAAAUCGACAAGAGAGAGAAGAUUCGGGAGAAGUUCGUGGCGGCCCUGCAGAAAGAGUUUGCUGGAAAAGGCCUGCGCUUUACCAGAGGGGGUUUGAUCAGCUUUGACAUCUUCCCGGAGGGCUGGGACAAACGCCUCUGUCUGGACGUCCUGGAGCAGGAGGGACUGGACACCAUCUACUUCUUUGGCAAUGAAACCUCACUGGGUGGAAACGACUACGAGAUCUUCGAGGAUCCUCGCACCGUGGGCUUCAGCGUCUCCUGUCCCGCAGACACAGCGCGGCUCUGCAGAGAGAUGUUCUUCAGCGCUCCUCCAAAUGAAGAUUGAUCAAGACUCUCCGGCGCCCCCCGCUGGACAAUACAGGACACUACCGGUGGGAAACACACAUUGACUCAAUACAACAAACACAGAUGAAGACACAGACUGUAUGGAGACAUCACAAACAGACUGACCUUACAGCUUUAUAGUGUCCACGCAUUCAGGGUCAUUACCGUAAGCACUCAUUGAUAAGCAUCCGGAGUCAUUACCACUGCCAAAACAGGCUUUAUUAUUAGAGUUUUGGUCUCAUUUCAUGUCAAAAUAUCCAGAAAUAUCUUUUAAAUCAAGAAGCAUUUUAGAGAUGAGUACAAAUAUUGUUGUUUUCAGAAAUAAUGAGUCAAAAUUAAGUGUUUUCUUCCAGUAAAUAAAGCUAAAACGUCUGCAGAUGUGCUUAGUGAUGCAGUAUUACUCCAAUGUGAAAUUUGGAUUAUUUACUUGGCUCAUUGGCAGAUUAUUGUGCUUGUUUUACAGAAAAACUCACCUGAUUUUGACUUGCGUCAUUCUAUAUUUGUUGCUUGUCUUGAAAAUGCUUCUUAAUUUAAGAGUUUGUAGAUAUUUAGACUAUAACAAGACACAAACUCUCAGUGAUAAAGGCAUUUCUUGCGGUGUGUGUAUUUUAAUAGUCUGUUUUAACAGUAACGUGUUUAACCGUGGUCACGUUUACACUGUGGGGUUUACCGAGUGACCGCUCUCUUAAAGGGACAGCUCACUCAGAAAUACAAAUGCACUCAUUAUUCACUAAAGGAGUGUUUCUCAACCAUGUUCCUGGAGGACCACCAGCUCUGCACAUUUUCCAGGUCUCCUUAACCAAACACACCUGAUUCAGGUCAUCAGCUCAGUAGCAGAGACUAAAGGACCUGUAAUGGGUGUGACAGACAAAGAAGACAUCCAAACCAUGCAGUGCUGGUGGUCCUCCAGGAACGUGGUUGAGAAGCACUGCUUUUGAAGAAUGUUGGAAGCUGUUGACUUCCAUAGUAGUUAAAAAUUAUUUUUGCGUGAACCGGCCCUUUAAGAUGCAGCAUAUUCUGUGGGUUGUGGACAGAAAACAGCAGCAUAAUUAAGACUUCAUUAAUGGAUAGACAUUUAUUAAGACAUACUUUCUUCGUUUAAUUAGUCAGUAGUCAUCAUUAAAAGUGCUUCUUCAUAAAAACCACCCUUAAAAUCAUAAGCCAUUGACUUCCAUAGACGGAAAUAAGCUCAUUUUUGGGGUGAACUGGCCCUUUAAGAUGCAGAAAACAGAAGAAAGCUGUAUAAUUAAGACUUCAUUAAUAUAUAGACAUAAUUAAGACAUUCUUAUGUUAUUUAAUUAGUCAGCAAUCAUCAUCUCAUAUACUUUUUCAUAAAAACAACCCCAAAAAUCAUAAGCCAUUGACUUCUAUAGUAAGAAAUAUAGUCAUUUUGGGUGAACCGGCCCUUUAAGAUGCAGAAAACAGCAGACGGCUGCAUAAUUACGCCUAAUUUAUAGAUGGACAUAAUUCAGAUUUUUUUUUUCAUUUAAUUAGUCAGCAGUCAUCCUUAAAUAUGCUUUUUCAUAAAA